AUGGCUGCUGCUACAACGACCCCUGCGAGCACCAUGUCUUCAACUUUAGCUUCAGCUGCCGGGACCUCGGGAUUGCAACUGAACGGCAGGCCAAGGGUACCACCGCUGAAGACACGGACACCUAUGUCUGCGACAUAUCCAUCGGAACUUCGGAGUCCGCUUCACAGUGCCAGUGUCACCACACCACGCAGUUCGGGUGGGCUUUGGAGUGCCGGAAUUCGGGGAGAGGAUCUGCGAAGCUCGGGGUUGAGUCCUGCCUUGGGUGGAGCUACAAUAUUCAGUGCAGGUGGAGCACGCACCCCGACAAGUGCUCCUAUUAAGAGGGAGUGGGAGGAUGACUCGGCGAACAAUGACCCAACUGUCAUUACCCCACCACCGGCAUACCUUGACUUUCUCCGGGCGCUGAAGCCAGGAGUGAAAUCACCUGUGUGCGCAGCCCCACCACAACCUCAUUCCGCUCGUGGAUUUGGACCGACUUCGGCAUCCUUCACAUCGGGGGGAGAUGGUAAAGGCGAGACCGUGGAGUUCCCCGACUCAAUACCGAGACCACAGAGUCUAUAUUCGACCGACUCCAGUGACAGUGUCACCACAACCGCUUCCCUUUCCACGGGGUCAACAUCAUCGUUGAAUAUGAUGACCGACCCAUCUCACCCCGCCGACACUUCUAUGCCGGGGAUCGAAGAAGUGGACCCUAUUGUCAAGACAGAGCCUGCCACUCCCGAAAGUUUAAAUGAGCCUGAUAUCAACGCGGAGGAUACAGAUAUUACCCCUACUGCAACGAAACGGGAUGAAUCGAGAGACCAAGAGCAUUACCGGAAUUUGUCACCGCCCUCUCGCUCAUCUUCUACGUCUUCAGUCCAAUCUAUCGGUCGUCCGCCCCCCGCCGUCGUUUCUGGCUCUCAACCUGCAAGCAGCGGCCCAUCCCCGGGCCAACAUUAUCAGCUACAUCGUCCGGCAAACAUCCAGAUACCUUCCGCAAGCCAGUUCAUGCGAAAUGCGCAGACGUCAUACGUCCACACUCCCGGUCUCGGCUCCGGCCGACAACCACAAACUCCCAGCUCCGCUACUGCCCCCAAAGGUUCCGCUACCCGUCGGGCUCGCCCGGGUCUGCACAUCCCCAACUCGGGAAAAUCUGUCGGUGCUGGUCCGUACUCACCUGCCGUGUCCGGAACCACCAACCCAAAUGCUGUCCGCUCGCCAAUAUCGGCCGGCAUCCGCUCUCCCCUUUCCGCAGGCGUCCGGUCGCCUCUACCAACAGGUCCGGGGGCUCCCAUCCAUUCACCUGCUAUCCAAAGUCCUGUUGGUGUACAGAGCCCUCUGAGCCUCUCAGGUGCUCUAACGGGCCCGCUAGGUGGGUCUGCAACCCAUCAUGCACCUAGUCCGACGUGCGUCAGCGUUAGGGAGGUUGUGACGAGGACGGUGGUUUGGGCGAGGGGUCCCGGACAGUCGAAUUCGUCGAACGGCAGCUCUGCCGGACCGAAUCAAGCGCAAGGAAGGGAUGGUUGUGGAGAAACAUCAGAAAGGAGAGAGGCGCCGGAGAAGCGAAGGAGGGUGGAAGAUUGA
Messenger RNA from Eremomyces bilateralis CBS 781.70, 1563 nucleotides. RefSeq lists its product as uncharacterized. Bases 1 to 1563 code for a protein of 520 amino acids. NCBI's taxonomy places the organism in Eukaryota, Fungi, Ascomycota, Dothideomycetes, Eremomycetales, Eremomycetaceae. The record is from RefSeq and is a predicted model, not a curated record. The transcript has a single exon.